UCGGCACUCACCAAACACGACGCUUCGCCGAUUCUACUACCGCGCUGAUUUGGACUACUGUAACAAUACCGACACCCGCAUCAGAACUCCUGCUGCGCCAACUUAGUUGCUGCAGCUCCACCGUGCAGCAAGGCACCUACGCGCCGACUCAACCACCACAGCGCCUCGGCAGCGACCACCCACCGCAAACAUGCCGUUCUCUGCCUUUUACCGGUCCAAGAACGAGAAGGAGCUUCACCGUGUUGACUUUGAGGGUACUACCAUCACAGUGUUCGAGUUGAAGCGAGAGAUCAUCCAGCGCAGCGGCCUCGCCAAGGAGGCAAACACCGACUUCCACAUCCUCCGCGAACAUGACCAGAGCGUGUACGAGGACGAUACCGAGCUCAUAUCUCCAUCAAGCACCGUCAUCACACAACGACGUCCCGCCUCGUCCGGACGCGGCAACAUCGUCCGCUACAUGAAUGGCAAGGUCCCUCAACGCGCGUUCAAGAAGACGACCUCGACUGUACCUGACGGCGGUAGCGCUGACACCAGCCCGGAGGCUGCUUUUCUGGCUGAGUCGAGUGAAGCUUGGAAGCGGGAACAGGAGCAACUGGCAAAGGCAAAGCCUGUCUACAACAAGAAAUCUAGCAACGUUCCGAGCGGCCCCCCACCAGCGUACUAUACCUGUCGGAUCUGCAACGAAAAGGGCCACUACAUUCAGCAAUGUCCCACCAAAGACGACCCCAAUCACAAAUCGUACAAGCUCCCAACCGGCAUUCCCAAAUCCUUCCAAAAGGAGGUGACGGCGGAGGAGGCGGAUGGUCCUAACGUCAUGAAGACUCCCGACGGGCGGUACGUGCAGGUCAAGACAGAUGCGAACGAGUGGAACAAGUUUCAGCAAAAAACCAAUGCAGUCAAGGCACAGGAAGCGAGUGCCGAUGCCGCCAUAAAGGAACUGCGUGAACGGGGGCUUCAGUGCUCAAUUGACGAGCGUAUGUUUGUCGAUCCAAUGAAAACACCAUGCUGCGGCCAGACAUUUUGUCGCCAGUGCAUCGAGAGCGCGCUGGAAGAGGGCGAUUUGGUAUGCCCACACUGCGAUGAGGAGGAAGUACUGGUAGACAAUCUUGUCAAGGAUGAGGAAAUGGUAAACAAAAUCCGCGAAUAUCAAGCAGAGAAGGCAAAGGAGAAGAUGGAAGCGGCUAAACAGCACAAUGAACAAAUUGCUUCUGAUAGUUCGAAACAAACUGACAAUUCUGCUCCUGCUGUCGACGCUAACUCACCAAAUUCCAAAAAGAGGAAGUCACCGCCAACAGAAAUUCAGCCGCCAACCGCCCCAAAGGCGAUGCGCCAGCCGACAGAGGAACAGGUUCAAGCAGACUUCCAGGCACAGAUGGACCAGAUGUUCCGCUUGCCAAUGAAUAUGCCCGGCAUGCAAAUGCCAAUGCCAAUGUCCAUGCCCAUGAUGCAGCAGCAGAUGCCCAUGCAGAACCACAUGAUGAACAUGGGCAUGGGUAUGGGUGGCUAUGGACACGGCAAUGGCAACGGCAUGGCAAAUGGUAUGGCAAACAACAACAACCAUAACGGCUGGGGCGCGCAAUCCCAAGGCUUCCAGGGCUACCAUCAUGCCCCGCAGAACAUGAACAUGAACAUGAAUAUGAAUCCCAAUAUGAACAUGCAUAUGGGAUUCCAGCAGUCUGCCAACCAGCAGGACGCGUAUGAGCGCCAGCCCGUCAAUAAUCGCCACAGGAGUAAGAGGGCGAGGGAACCGGAUUAUCGCACGUUGCAUUGAGGGAAAGGGGGGAUUCGACUAUUCAUGUAUUCAUGCAUUCAUGUACAUAUAUUCUUUUGCCUUUUGUGGCUGUUUCCUAUGACUGGAAAGGGUUCUACUCAUCGCUGCUGUUGGGUUUCUCGGGUGUUUGGGGCUUGGGGUGGGGUUGUGUCGAUGGGGGAGUUG
Molecule: messenger RNA, 1936 nt
Organism: Dothidotthia symphoricarpi CBS 119687
Lineage: Eukaryota; Fungi; Ascomycota; Dothideomycetes; Pleosporales; Dothidotthiaceae
Exons: 1
Coding region: 191-1771 (526 amino acids)
Molecular function (GO): zinc ion binding; nucleic acid binding
Source: RefSeq, a predicted model, not a curated record